UUUCUUAAUUACAUCACAAACCGGUGCUUUAUCUUUCAUCUCCUUUCCCAAUUACGAAAACAUCCUUAAAUCCAUAAAUCAGAGACAAUAACACAAAACACGUUCCGAAGCGCCGCCGAUUCAGUAGAAGAGAGAGAGAGAGAGAGAGAGAGAGAGAGACCAAUUCUCUGUUUGGGAUCGCUCUGCUUACUCCCGGCUCCAAUCUUCUUCAAACCCCUUCCUUUUUACCGUCUAUGUAUUAAUUAUAAUCAUUGGUAAUGGAAUCUAAUAAAGAAGAGGCUAAUAGGGCUAGCGAGACUGCGAAGAAGAAAUUUUUAUCAAAAGAUUUUGCUGGAGCGAGGAAAUUCGCAUUGAAGGCGCAGUUCUUGAACCCUGACCUUGAAGGGAUCGCUCGGAUGGUGGCGACUUUCGAUGUCCACGUGUGCGCUCAGAACGUUAUACACGGGGAGAUAGACUACUACGGCGUUCUCGGUAUUAACCCCGAGGCUGACGACGAGACUGUGAGGAGACGUUACAGGAAGCUGGCUGUGACGCUUCAUCCUGAUAAGAACAAGUCUGUGGGAGCGGAGGAGGCGUUUAAGUUUCUUUCUCAGGCGUGGGGUGUGUUCUCUGAUAAGGCCAAGAGAGCUGAGUAUGAUUUGAGGAGGAACUUGGGGUUGGUUGAAGGAAGAGGUGCUGCUGCUGCGGCGGGUUCGUCAUCGAAGCAUGGUGAGAAUGGGUUUCAGAAAGUUGCUACUAAAGUGAAGAGUUCCAAGAGAGUUCCAAAGCGGGCAAGUGAUGCAUCUGCUCCUGCUGCUAGUUCUGAUGGAACGUUUUGGACUGUGUGCCGCACUUGCAGAACACAGUAUGAGUAUCAUCGUGUUUACUUAAACCAGAACCUUCUUUGUCCCAACUGUCGUAAGCCUUUUAUAGCUGUGGAGACUGAUCCUCCAGGGUCGGGUUCGAUCCGCAAGACCUUUCACGAGCACCAGUUUGAGUCUAUUCGUCAGUCAACAGAUGGUAGAAAGAGAAGUAGAGACAACAGCAACAACGGUGUGUAUGGUGGUGAGUAUGAUUCCUUUGAGUGGACUGCAACCAAAACCGGGUCCAGGAAAGACGAGGCUGUCCGUAGAGAGUACACGAGAAGGGUGGCUGGUGGUGCUCCAUCCGCAAACGCUCCAAAAAGAAGAAAGGGUAUGGAUAAUGCAGUUGCUGGUGGCUCCAACGUGGCAGCAAGUUGCUUUGCUCCCAAGUCCAACAGCGUUAGAGAGUUUUCUGAUGACGAAUUGAAGAAUCUACUGAAGAAGAAAGCAAAGCCGAUAAUCAGCAGAAAGCUGCAAGAGCUUGCUGAAACUGAUGCACACAAAAGUGCCAUUGAAUCAUUCUGUCUUGACUCCAUUGAGGAUACUUCUGGUACUGAUAAAGAUUCGGAUCCCUUAGAAGUCACUGAUCCAGAUUUUUGCGACUUCAACAAGGAUAGAACUGAGAAGUCGUUUAGUAAUAACCAGAUAUGGGCUUGUUACGACUCUUUAGAUGGGAUGCCUCGAGGUUAUGUCGUGAUAGAAAAGGUUAUCUCUGUGGAUCCGUUUAAAGUGUGUAUUGUUCAGCUUACUUCAGAGACGAGCAGUGAGCUCAGGUCAACAAAGUGGCUUGGCUUUGGUGUUCAAAAAGCUUGUGGAGAUUUCAGAGCUGGGAAAAAAACCCAAAUCUGCAGGUCACCUUACAUUUUCUCACACAAAGUGGAACAGGUCAAAGGCAAUCAUCAAGGAGAGUUUCUUAUAUAUCCUAGAAGAGGCGAUGUGUGGGCUAUGUAUAGGAACUGGUCCCAUGAGUGGAACUAUCUUACAGGAGGCGAAGCGAUAAAGUAUGAUGUGGUCGAAGUAGUUGAAGGGUAUAGAGAGGAGUAUGGUGUUUCAGUGGUUCCUUUGAUGAAAGUUGCCGGUUUCAAAUCAGUUUUUCACCAUCAUUUGGAUCUUAAAGAUGUAAGGAGGAUCUCAAGGGAUGAAAUAUCGAGGUUUUCGCAUCGGAUACCGUCUUACUUGCUCACAGGUAGAGAAGCACCUGGUGCACCCAGAGGUUGCAUACAACUCGACCCAGCAGCAACACCAUCACAGCUUCUUCAAGUUAUAGAUAUGUGACUGUAAAAGGUGUAAAAGAUUACAACUUAUUGUACUUUGGUAAUGUAGUUUACCUAUAACAAGGAACCGUUAUGAUGUUUUGUUUCUUCUAGUUUAUGGGUACCAGAGUGCCGGUCCUGAUGACA
Molecule: messenger RNA, 2242 nt
Organism: Brassica rapa (field mustard)
Lineage: Eukaryota; Viridiplantae; Streptophyta; Magnoliopsida; Brassicales; Brassicaceae
Source: RefSeq, a predicted model, not a curated record